CCUGGCCUAGCUUGCGCAGCGAUAUCAGGUUGGCCUUCAGCCCCGGUACGAGUAACACAUCCUUCAGCACAACCAGUCCACCAUCAGGUGCUCUGAAUGCAGCUCGACCAACUCCAGCGACCUUCACUGCAUGUCCGGAUGCUGAGCGCACUUCAGAGAUUGGAGGCGCUCGCACAGCAUCCAGCAAGUCCUUGCGUGGUGUCAUUGUCCAUGCAGCACCAGAGUCCAUGACCCACAUGUCAAGCGGGUGCAAUUCCUCUCCAGCCCUUGCAACAGCUGUGCCACUGUCAUCUUUGUCACACACAUGGUAGAACUGUCCAGCAUUCCUCUCCUCAUUUCGCAUUCCUCUGUCAUCCUUGGAGGUUUCUUCAGCAGGAUCAGCUACCAUG
Messenger RNA from Closterium sp. NIES-67, 389 nucleotides. NCBI's taxonomy places the organism in Eukaryota, Viridiplantae, Streptophyta, Zygnematophyceae, Desmidiales, Closteriaceae. The record is from the annotation of a GenBank genome assembly.